Molecule: messenger RNA, 953 nt
Organism: Cuscuta europaea
Lineage: Eukaryota; Viridiplantae; Streptophyta; Magnoliopsida; Solanales; Convolvulaceae
Source: the annotation of a GenBank genome assembly
UGUGGCAUAGAGGAGGUUGAAGGAAAUUAUUUAAAGGUAGAAGAAGGUAGGGGUGGUAUAAAAAAUCAGAGUUUAGAAAGAGAUACUCCACUUAGCUUCUUACUGGAGAAGUAACUAGCAGCUGAUCACAACACCUGCACCUGAACCUGAAGGAAUCUUACAGAUGAUGGCAGCCUACUAUCCCAACAAUCUCACCACUGACCACAUUCAACAGUACUUGGAUGAGAAUAAAUCUUUGAUUCUGAAGAUUGUGGAGAGUCAAAACUCCGGUAAACACGCAGAGACGGCUGAAAACGAAGCGAGACUUCAAAGAAACCUAAUGUAUCUGGCUGCAAUUGCCGAUUCACAACCACAACUUCCCAUGAUGCAUUCCCAGGCAGUACGCUAUGGAGGCUGGGAGUGGGAUGGCGCAGCAGUCUGGAGCGCACUACCUGCAGCAGGCACAGCAAGCACAGCAAAUGGCGUCACAAUCCCUCAUGGCAGCGCGCUAUUCUAUGAUGUACGGGCAGCAGCAACAGGCGGCAUUGUAUGGGCAGCUCGGGAUGAGUUCUGGAAGUGGGUUCCAGAUACUGCAGAGCGAGGCAGCUGCACCUGUGCACGGCGGAAGUGGCAGCGGGAGUUUUGGUGAUUUCGGAUUGGGCAGUGGAUUUAAGCAGCAGGAGAUGCACGGUGGUUGCGAGGGCGGGGAGAGGAGCUAGGGAGCUCUAGUGAGUGGUGGUGGUGGUGGACGGUGGUGAAACUACUUGAGAGUAUUAAUUAUAUUAAUGAUGGAUGUAGUUUAUGUAAUCUCAUGCAUGUUUUUGACUUUUUUGGAUGCAAAUCUGAAAUGCAUGUGGAGAUGAUCAGCUAGCUUAGCUUGAUGCAGCUGGUAGAGAGUAGUUAAAUUUUAUAUGUACAUGUUUAGGUCAUUGUAGCUAGAUUCUAAUACAGUACUACUUCUGUGUUUCUUCCUU